Camelina sativa (false flax) is the source of this 890-nucleotide messenger RNA. NCBI's taxonomy places the organism in Eukaryota, Viridiplantae, Streptophyta, Magnoliopsida, Brassicales, Brassicaceae. The record is from RefSeq and is a predicted model, not a curated record.
AUGUGUCUAAUUAUUCCUGGUGAUUUGCUUGCCGUUGGGCUAGAUGAUGGUUCUAUCUUUAUCCACUGUUUAUCUUCGAGAAAGGUCAAAGAAAAGCUGGAGGGCCACGAUCAGAAAAUAACCUGCCUAGCAUUUUCUCGCUGUUUUAAUGUCCUUGUCUCAUCUGACUCUGACGGAAAGCUCUGUCUUUUGAGCAAAAAGAGCUGGGUCAAGCUGACGAGUAAGAACUCUACGCAUAAUUGUUGCACCCGGUCUAACCUUGUGUCAAUCUCUUUAGUAACUCACAUCCAGUUUGACCCAUAUCAAAUUGAGAUACUCGUGGUCCAUGAGGGGUGGAUAGGUGUACACGAUGCUCGAAGUCUUGAUUGCCGUGUGCAGUGGAUACCUGAUGAAUCUGAUACUUCAAUAACUUCUGCUACAUAUUCUUCCGAUGGUGAGACUAUCUAUGUUGGCUUUGGGAAUGGUUUCAUAAAAAUUCUGGACUCCAAGACCUUCGUGACGAUAUGUCGAAUUAAUCUGACUUCUGUUGCUCAACCCAGCCCCAGCAACAUCAGGCCCGAAGUUUAUCCGACUGUCAUUGCUGCUCAUCCUUCACAUCUAAGUCAGAUCUCUGCUGGGCUCAGUAAUGGUAAGGUCAUCGUUCUUCAGCCGUUGUGGAGUAGAGGAUGGGGUGAAACAGCUCCACCUGAAGACGAUGGAGAUUAUCCUGAUGACUCAGAUCAUAGUUACUGACCACAAAAGUUGUCUUAGUUUUCUGUAUUUAUCUCUGAGUUUACUGAUCUUUUUGGAUGUAACUGAGCUUACUGCUCUUUUUGUAUGCAAUUGUGCUUAGUUCUUACUGCCCUUUUUUGUCUAUGUACGUAAUUCGUAAUUAUAUGUCUUUUUGUGUA